This is a messenger RNA of Pediculus humanus corporis (human body louse), 900 nucleotides long. RefSeq lists its product as uncharacterized. NCBI's taxonomy places the organism in Eukaryota, Metazoa, Arthropoda, Insecta, Psocodea, Pediculidae. The record is from RefSeq and is a predicted model, not a curated record. Bases 1 to 900 code for a protein of 299 amino acids. The transcript is spliced from 4 exons.
AUGUUUGCGGUUGUUUUUGUGUAUUUAAUCAUUUUUACGACUCUUACAAACUGUCGAUACAACAACAAUAAUAAUAAUAAUGAUGAUAAUGAUGAUUAUUUAACAAAAAUAAUAAAUUCAUUAAACGUGGGAGUUAAAUUGGCAACGAAAUUAAUAAAUUUUGAUGAAAAAAAUGACGUCAUAACUUCAUCCAUUUUAAAUAAAUUAAAUCGAGGUCGUUAUAACAAAUACGUCGAUAACGAAACGGAUAAUAAUAAUAAUAAUAAUAAUAUCAUAAUGAAAUUAUUAUUAAAAUUAUUGGGAUUAAAUUAUUUUAAAGCAGAAGAUUAUGCUUUUGAUGGCGUCAUACUUUUAGCACAAAUGAUAAGUUCAUCUUUGUCCAGUAAUUAUCCUAUUGAAAGACAACAGAGAAGUUGGUCAUCACAUUCGACGAAUGAAUUUUCACCUUUUCGAUACCUGAUAAAACAUCCGAGGGUGAGUUUAAAACAAGAAGAAGAAAGUUCUAGAACAAAAUGUGAGGUUGUGGAUUUAUUAAGUCAAAUGAACGAUCCAAAUUUAAUGGAAAAAUUAUUGGAAGAAGUUAAUGGAAAAUUAAUCGAUCACGAGCGGGAAAAUGUCGAAUGUAUACCAUUACUAAUAUGUAAAAUGUCACCUUUCGUUCGUGGUAUGCAAAAAUCAUUGAAAUUUUUUUUAAAACGUGAACGAUUAGCUGGAAAUGAUGAUAAAACAUGCUGGAGAAGUAAUACUACGAAAAAUGAUUUUUGUCCAGAUGAUGGCGACGAGGAAAUAUGGAAAAAUUCAGGAUCGAACGAUAGAAUAUUUUUUUUCUUACCGAGUUUAAACGAAGUCAUACGUCACGGUGAUGUUUGCGAUGAAAAAUUUCCAAAAUGUUUUUAUUAG